Messenger RNA from Helianthus annuus (common sunflower), 1497 nucleotides. RefSeq names its product U-box domain-containing protein 28. NCBI's taxonomy places the organism in Eukaryota, Viridiplantae, Streptophyta, Magnoliopsida, Asterales, Asteraceae. The record is from RefSeq and is a predicted model, not a curated record. Bases 91 to 1344 code for a protein of 417 amino acids. The transcript has a single exon. Gene Ontology annotation, biological process: protein ubiquitination. Gene Ontology annotation, molecular function: ubiquitin protein ligase activity.
CCCUCUCUCUCUUUCUCUCUCUCUCUAAAAACACCCACUUUCACUUUCUCUCUCUAAAACACACACAUACACAAUUGAUUCCACACACAAAUGGCGAGAGAAAAGAGUAACGGAUUGUACCUGAGUGUUCCUAGCUUCUUCAAAUGCCCGAUUUCAAUGGACGUGAUGAAAUCUCCGGUCAGUCUCUGCACCGGCGUCACCUACGACCGUCAAAGCAUCCAAAAAUGGCUCGAUUCCGGCCACAACACGUGUCCUGCCACCAUGCAGGUGCUACAAUCAACCGACGUCGUUCCGAACCUCACGCUCCGCCGCCUCAUUCGCGUGUGGUCCGAUUCCUACCUUUUGCGACCGGAAUCUCACGCUUCGUUCAACAACCACAUCGCCUUUGAAUCCUUGAAGAAAUUGAUUAGCUCCGAAUGUUCAGAACAGUCGGAACGCGUUUCGGUAGGUACGCUAUCGAGUAUUGUUAGUUUCGCAAAAUUAUCCGGUGAAAAUAGAGAAUCGGUUGCCAAAAUUGACGGAUUUGUUCCGUUGAUUACGAAAAUGUUUAAAAAUUGCAAUGAGAUUGAAGUAAUUGAACAGAUUGAGCUUGUUAUCAUCUGUUUAGAUCUGAUUUUGCCUGAAAAAGGAGUUAGAGAACAAUUAGUACAACAUUUAGUCAAUUCAACAUCAUCAACAUCGUCAUCGUUCACUCUCGUUCUUCAACGAGGCGGUUUAGAUGCUAAAAUUAGCGCCGCUAGGGUUUUGGAAUCACUAGCGUCGUUCGAUAACGAAUCUCGCCGGAUAAUCGCCGAUCAAAGCGUAUUAAUAAAGGAAUUAUAUAACCUAACAGCCUCCGACGCCGGUUAUCCAGCGGUAGACGCCGGACUAGCUGCGUUAAUCGCCGUUUGCACAUCUCGACAGUCGAAAAAGGAGAUCGUACGGUUAGGAAUCGUGAAAAGCGCCGGAAAAUUAUUAUCCUCGCCGGAGAAUUCAGUUACGGUGGUGGAAAAGGCGAUGAAGGUUCUGGAAAUAAUAUCCACGUGUACAGAAGGUCGAACGGCGAUAUGUGAAGAUGAAAACUGUGUACCGGCGGUUGUUAAGCGGUUGAUGAAAGUAUCACCUGCAGCGACGGAGUACGGGAUCGGAGUGAUCUGGAGCGUUUGUUACAUGUCACGAGAUCGGACGGCUCAGGAAGCAGCAAUGAGGAAUAAUGGAUUGACGAAAGUGUUGUUGGUGAUGCAGAGUAAUUGUUCCGGUUCGGUGAGGCAAAUGUGUGGUGAGUUGGUGAAGGUGUUCCGAGUUAACUCAAAGUCGUGUUUGGCGAGUUAUGAAACUCGGACGACUCAUAUUACGCCGUAUUGACUCGGUUUAUAAAAAAAAGGUUUUUUGUUUUGUUUAGAAAGUCUGACUUGUUACAAUUAGAUUCAAAGAUGUAAAUCAAAUUUGAUUAUAAAACGACAAUUGAUCCUUGUAUUGUGCAGAAGAAAUGGUCAACAACAAACAAAAUUAUGUGUU